Molecule: messenger RNA, 540 nt
Organism: Lachancea dasiensis
Lineage: Eukaryota; Fungi; Ascomycota; Saccharomycetes; Saccharomycetales; Saccharomycetaceae
Source: the annotation of a GenBank genome assembly
AUGGCUUCUCUCAGACUCGCUACUAUCAAAGAUAUAGAUGAUAUCCUGAACAUUUUUAAAUCCGCCGUGGCCCUCUUGAAGGGACAAGGCAUAGAUCAAUGGCAGAACGGCUACCCGAACAAAGAGCAAGCAGUGAUAGAUAUUCAGAAGGGCUUAUCUUAUGUUUUAAUCUACGAAGGGGAAGUUGCUGCCGUGGGAACAAUUACCACGGAAACCGACCCAUCUUACACCGCUAUAGAGGGAAGUUGGAUAGAAAAUGAUAGCCCGGUAUAUGCUUCUCUGCACCGAAUUGCGGUAUCUAAUAAAUUUCGGGGAAAGCGGCUUGGCCAAUUGAUGCUGGCGAGUUUGGUGGAAAAGUGUAGGGAACUGAGCUUAAACGAUGUUAGAGUUGAUACCCAUACCGAUAAUAAAGCGAUGCAGGCACUUGUGUACAAGAGAGGUUUUGAGUACCGUGGAAUCAUUCCCAAAUACGGAGGAACUUCUUCCAGACUUGCCUAUCAGUUACUUAUUGAUUGUAGCGAUAAGGAGCAUGGUGGUUGA